This is a messenger RNA of Elgaria multicarinata webbii, 690 nucleotides long. It is a transcript of the gene NUDT2, whose product is annotated as nudix hydrolase 2. Bases 153 to 602 code for a protein of 149 amino acids. Gene Ontology annotation, biological process: ATP biosynthetic process; AMP biosynthetic process. Gene Ontology annotation, molecular function: bis(5'-nucleosyl)-tetraphosphatase (asymmetrical) activity. The record is from RefSeq and is a predicted model, not a curated record. Lineage: Eukaryota; Metazoa; Chordata; Lepidosauria; Squamata; Anguidae. The transcript is spliced from 3 exons.
UUGGAGUGAGGAAGUCGGUCGGCGUGCACCGUGCUUGGCUGGCAUGGAAAGGUGGCCGCGACGUGUGUGUCUCUGACUGCCCGGGACUAGCGACCUUUACUCUCGAGGAAGCCCAUUGAUCUCAGCAGGAUUGGUUCCAAGGUAGGACGAUCAUGGCCUUAAGAGCAUGUGGCUUGAUUAUCUUCAGGAAGCUGCGGGAGGCAUCGCCCACUUCUGCUCUCGGGAACAAAAUUGAGUACCUCCUCCUGCAGACAUCCUAUGAGACUCAUCACUGGACCCCUCCAAAAGGUCAUGUUGAUCCUGGGGAAGACGAUCUGCAGACCGCCCUCCGGGAGACGCAGGAGGAAGCAGGGCUGGACCCCACUCAAUUCACAAUCAUCGAUGGGUUUAAGAAGGAGCUGAACUACAUUGUGAAAAACAAACCAAAAACAGUUAUCUACUGGCUAGCUGAAAUGAAGGACAACGACACAGAGAUUAAACUCUCAUCGGAGCACCAGGCCUUUCGCUGGCUGACCCUCGAUGCGGCCUGCAGGCUUUCAGAAUACAAGGACAUGCAGUGUACCCUCAGAGAGGCACAUGAGUUUCUCUGCUCCAAAACAUGAGUGCUCUGAGGGAGUGCGCUUAGUGGAAAUGCUGGCUACUAGUUCCAUAAAAAUGAAAGCAGAAGGUAUUGGCAAAGGAUGUACUAUA